Molecule: messenger RNA, 1449 nt
Organism: Cyphellophora attinorum
Lineage: Eukaryota; Fungi; Ascomycota; Eurotiomycetes; Chaetothyriales; Cyphellophoraceae
Exons: 1
Coding region: 1-1449 (482 amino acids)
Source: RefSeq, a predicted model, not a curated record
AUGGAGUCUCCCAUCACGCGGAGUCCCUCCUCCCAUAGCAUCUACGCGCCCGGUCCACACCGCCGCUCCCAUCCCAACAUACAACAUCUCUCCCUCGCCCCCCUCACACCGCGAUAUCCCAUCGAUCCCGCCGACUACCUCGCGUACCAUGACCCCACCACCUCGACACUGCACACCUCCACCUCGAUCUCACACAUCGCUGCGCUACCGACGCCAGGUGGUAUCCUCACAAAUUCUCCCGCGCGGUCACGCGCGAAUAGUCGGACGCGGCUCAAGCGGAAGGUGAAGAGCCAUGUGAACAUCGCGACGCCGGAUACUGAUGGCGCGCCGAGUGGGGCGGUGGGCAGUGCAGGGUACGGACACAGUGUGCUACGGCCGUUGCAGCCCGGAGGGAGGGUGUCGGGGUCCAAGAGUCAUUCGAAUUUGAACAUCACGACACCGGCAUUCGAGGGCGACUCGUCAUGGCUUGUGCAGACCGGUCUCGCACUCACGGAGAGCUCGAGGGAGAACAAGGGCCAGAGCUGGCUGGGCAAGAGAGAUAGCAGUACGAGUCUGGUGGGCAUGGUCACGGCUCCUGUCAGUCCGGUUGAGGAAAGAGGAAGAGGAGGGCCGACAGGCAGCUUGUCUGUUAUUGGGAGCACGUACGGGAGUGGGACAGCGAGUGGGCUGAAUGUCAGUGCUUAUGUGCGGAGUGGCCGGGCAACGCCAAAUCGCAGUCGCGGGAAUAGUAGAGCCGGUAGUCGGCGAGGAAGCAGAAGGAUGCUCGCUAUGACGCCAGCUUCGCCUACGCUAGGGCGAGAUGCGCCAGCCGAGCAGCCUGACGCGAUAGCAGCUAUGAAGCAGGAGUUGGAGAUCAUCCAGCCUGACUGGGCAGACGCAGAUACAAAAGCUGAAGCGGCGGCAGCAGUACAUAAGCAACCGUAUGGCUACUUCAACUCCCUUCUAGCAGGCUCGGCAACGGAAGAGACAGAAGAUCGCUUUUACGACCUUGAAGAGGAGGACUUGUACGACCUUGACGAAGAAGACGAUGAAGACCCAUACGAGAACAAUGGCUUGGCGGAGCACUUCGAUAACGGAAGUGAUGUGCUUGAUGAGGAGGAGGUUAGGAGAGAGAUUCGCAAGACCGGUGUCAUGGGGAGGUGGUUUGAUGGUGUUGUCGACGCGAUGUUGAUGCUUGAGGGUGAAGAUGGUGAGGCGGACUUCUUGGAUGGUCAGGCCGGCGGGAAGGUGGCUUUCGAUGACGAAGCCAAAGAAGCUGAGGUUCAGACUGGUGGCGAGGACGUGAGCGCAGACGGUAGCAAAGACGAUCUCGAGGAAGCUGAUAUUGAAACGCCGCCCGAGCAGCCGCAGGGUGUGUGGAUGAUGUUAAGUGGUUGGGAAGAGUGGUUGCGAGAUCGAUGGGUUCUUGAUGGACUGGCCCGUAUUCGCCAAUCAUCUCGGACAUCCUAA